GGGCACCCUCGGCCCAAAACGAUUUACAUUGGGCCUCAAAUAUGACCCACUAAAAUGUUUCCAGCGGCCAGCGGACAGGAAGGCAAAGUUUUAACAGUGAGAGUGGGACCCGCAUUUUGAAUCUCGAUAACUGCACUAGUAUGAAACGUGAGGAAACGCGCGUUUAGAUGAUAUCCAAAACUGGAUUUUAUCCACAGAUGAGAUGCCCAUGGCCGAGAGUUCAUAGUCUCUUCCUCUGCUUCUCCUUUUUCUUCCUCCUCUUGUAGCCCUCUUCUCUCUGGAACCGAAGUGCGUAAAAAAUGGCGAUGUCAUACAGCUGUAGUUGGAACGUUCUGGCGCCGGAGAAGGCGGUGUGGAAGUCUCUGCUAUCGCCGAGUCCUCUUACUGUGGGGAAUACUCGAGUGCUUCGGGUGGCGACGUUUGCGGUUGAGUCGAAGCGGUCGGCGACGGUUGGAGCUAAGGAGGGACGGGUGAAGGGAAUAAUGAAGCCCAGGCGCAUUUCCCCAGCUUUGCAAGAACUGUGUGGCGUCCCCGAAAUCGCUCGCACCCAAGCCCUCAAGCUUAUUUGGGCGCACAUCAAGGAGCACAAUCUCCAGGAUCCUGAAAACAAAAAGAUUAUAGUCUGUGAUGAGAAGUUGAAGAAAAUAUUUGGAGGAAGAGAUCGUGUUGGAUUUCUUGAGAUUGCUGGAUUAAUCACUCCGCAUUUUCUCCAGUAGGCCAGCUCAAGCAAAAUGGUUUCUAUGAGAGUAUUCUCUGUACAUGGUUCUGACACUAGGAAAAGUACUAGUUGAUACUCCGCCUUUGAAAUGUUCCAAAUGAAUCUUGCUCUUUGCUUUUUGAACUGUGUUAGAAGAGCAGGUGAAGAAAUUCUGGUAUGAUAAGAACUAGGUUCUUUGCUUAAUGAUGUUUGUGGUUACUUGGUAUCUUCUGCUAAAGACCAAAUGAGAUGAUCAUUGAAAUGAGAGUCCACAUUGAGGAA
Malania oleifera is the source of this 979-nucleotide messenger RNA. RefSeq lists its product as uncharacterized. The record is from RefSeq and is a predicted model, not a curated record. Lineage: Eukaryota; Viridiplantae; Streptophyta; Magnoliopsida; Santalales; Ximeniaceae. The transcript is spliced from 2 exons. Gene Ontology annotation, cellular component: nucleus. Bases 300 to 716 code for a protein of 138 amino acids.